Molecule: messenger RNA, 3390 nt
Organism: Poecile atricapillus (Black-capped chickadee)
Lineage: Eukaryota; Metazoa; Chordata; Aves; Passeriformes; Paridae
Gene: PWWP3A
Product: PWWP domain containing 3A, DNA repair factor
Exons: 15
Coding region: 183-2483 (766 amino acids)
Source: RefSeq, a predicted model, not a curated record
GGGCGGUGCUGGGCGGUGCGCGCGGCGCAUGCGCAGACCCUCAUGUGGAGGGCGGCGGCGGCGGCGCGCGCGGGGGGCGCUGUUGUCGGGAGCGCGCACGGGCCGCCAUCCCGGAGCCCCGGCCAUCCCAGCACCUGGACCUUAACACCUUGGAAUUGUCCUUUUCCACGUGAAGCUCAGCCAUGACCGACCAAGAGUUCGUUCUCUGCAAGUGGAAGAGGCGUUUGUGGCCAGCCAAGGUUUUGUGCAAGCCUGGAGCUGCCGGGGGCAGUCCUGUUGCCACCACGAAAAGGAUGGGAUUUAAAGCUGAAAUCCUUGGCUUGGAGAAGCAGGUCAGUGUGAGCUCUGCAAAUGUUGUUCCCCUGACGGAGGAGCGGAUCAAGGCCAUUGCCUCCACGCUGGAGCAAAAGAAGAGCAUGAGUGAGGCCGUGGAGGAGCUGCAAUAUCGCUGUUCCCUUAAAAUUGCCUUGGAUAUUCUCCACCAGACUGACUCAGGCAGUCAAAUACCACCUGCAGAAGGACCAAAUUCCGAAUUUUCCCAGGAGAAAUCUGCUCCCCCCGCCCCCUCCCACGGCUUCUUGUUGCGCUCUCGCUCUAAAAAGUCAGAACCUGAGGCUGCCAAGAGGAAAAGAAAACCCCAAAAUAACUGUGGGCUGAAGGAUGAUCCCAAAGCGCGGAGCCAGGGAGGUUCUGUGGCUCCAGAGGGGAGUGGAAAAGCACCUGGAUGUGGCACAAACCCUUCCAGAGCACCUGGAAGUGGCACAAACCCUUCCAGAGCACCUGGAAGUGGCACAAACCCUUCCAGAGCACCUGGAAGUGGCACAAGCCCUGCCAGAACACGUGGGGGUGGAACAAACCCUGCCAGGUGCGGUGCCAGGGACUCGCGUGUGCCACCAGCCCCUGAUGGUCACAACUGCGAAAAACCAGAAUCAAAAUCAUCCCCCAGCCAGAGGAAAAUCCAGCCCAAAACAGGGAAUGGCGUGUCCUGUGUGCCAAAGGCUGGAAGAAGUCAGCAAGGAAGGAAAAGAGGAUGUAGGGAUGAUUCCCCACAGGAUCAAGCACAGGUGGCUCCUGAGGAGGGGUCUCCACCUGUCCUGUCUAAAUCUGGCACUGUGGAACCUCCUGGAAAGACAGGAGCUCAGCCUGGGAGAGCAUUCCUGGAUUCCUCCUGUGGAACUGCCUCGGAUGAGUUGGAGAAAAGCAUCAGCAGUGAGAGUGAGAGCCUGGCAAAGCAGCUGGAUGGGAGGAGAGAGGAAGAGGCUGGAAAACACCUGGAUGGGGCAGGUGUGGCCUCAGGCACAGACAGGAAAUGCAGGAGCCACCCUGGAUCCUCACCUGGGCCUUCUGGUGCCUUCCCUCAGCCUCAGGAGGAGGAGGAAAACCAGGAUCCCUCACACCUGGCUGGGAAUAAAGCCCCUGACUCCGAGGAAGAUGAAGGGCUGGAACCCUCUGGAAUGUCUUCCAGGAGAUUUUCCUCGGAGAGCCUCCCUCCACUCUCACCUCUGGCGGAUGAAGAGGAGGAAAAUUUCCCAAGUGUUCUGUCCCAUCGAGAACCCAAAUUCUUCGAGGAAGGGAUGUUGGUGUGGUGCAAGCUGCAGCGGUAUCCGUACUGGCCAGCCGUGGUGAAAGCAGUGAAGAGGAAGCACCGAAGGGCCUGUGUGCUCUUCAUAGAUGGCACCACAAAUGAGAAGAAAAAAGGUUUCUCAGUGUCUCUGAAGAGCCUGAAGCACUUUGACUGUGAGGAGAAGCAGGAGCUCAUUGAACGAGCCAAGGAGAACUAUUCCAGGGAAAUCGAGUGGUGCCUCCAGCUGAUCCUGGACUAUCGGAUCCGAGUGGGUUGUCAUUCUUUCACUGGGUCCUUCCUGGAGUAUUUUGCUGCUGAUAUCAGCUACCCAGUGAGGAAAGAGGGAUACCAGAGUGUGGUGCAGAUGGCAUUCCCAAACACAGAGGGGGAAGGGGCUGGAGAGUCUUCCUCAGACACCUCCCCCCAGAAACCCCCGAGGAAGCUCCUCCCUGACAGGACCAGAGCUGCCAGGGACAGGGAGAACAAGAAGCUGGUGGAGUUCAUAGUCAAGUCAAAAGGAGCUGAAGAACAUCUCCUGGGGAUCUUGAAAAGUGGGAAACAAUCCCGCUGGCUGAAGAAAUUCCUGAAUUCCAGCCGGUACAUGACCUGUGUGGAGACUUACCUGGAGGAUGAGGAGCAGCUGGACCUGGUGGUUGGGUACCUGAAGGAGGUGUACAGGGAGAUGGACACCAAGAACCUGCACCAGAUCCUGGGGGACGGCAUCAGAUUCAUCUCAGAUGUGCUUUUACCUGAGGCCAUCAUCUGUGCCAUUGCUGCUGUGGAUGACAUUGAUUAUGAGAAGGCAGAAGAGAAGUACAUUAAAGGACCACCUGUGAGCAAAAGAGAGAGAGAGUUGUUUGAUGAGCAAGUCCUGGGAAGCAAAAAGCUCAAGACGGAGCCAGAGCCUGCGGAGAGCUGAGGAGUGGCCGGGGCUGCCCUGGGGCCAGGUGUAAAUAACCAGUGGUGAUUUGUACAAAAACGUGGCAUUCUUUGUAAAGUCUGUGUGUAUAUCCCCAAAUAUUCUGCUCCCAGCCCCAGCUGGCUCUCAGCCCUCGCUGCUUCCCAUGGCCUCGCCAUGUUGAGGAUCUGCCAGAUCCUGAUCCAUCAGUGCCCUCCUGGGGGGCUGCCAGAGACCCCCAGUGCUGUGCAGAGCUUCUGCUGCUCCACCAACUUCCACGUGGGUUCUUUUAGCCAAACACCCAACUUGGGAAGGGAUUUUAUCCUGGUGGCCUCGUUGUUGCUGAUAAAACCAGGAGGGGGUUCCUGCAGGAAACGUUCCCGGGGGGUUCCUCCUUCCUGCCUGAUGGAUCUCCAAGGGUGGGAAAUCAGAUUGGUGCUCAGAGCUGCCACCUGGAUCACAAAGAUUUGUGGGGUUUUGUUCUGUUAUGACAAAUAAAAUCCCGUGGAGAAGGAAUCCAGGUUUGCUUAAACAAAAACAUUCCCUUUUCCUCUACCAGUGAGCCAGUGGAAUGCUGGUUUAUUGCCUCUUUUGAGGCCAGGAAUUUUGGGAGGCUUUUAAUUGUCUUUUUCUCAUCUGAAUUCCCAGUUUAAUCCUGCCCAGCUCCCUGCCCACCUUUGCUGGAGCCGUGGCACAUGGAAGCAGUGUCACCAAGAACUAAUUAAUGAUGAAUAAUGAUAAAUGAUACAUAAAACCCCCUGAUUAGGGUUUCUCUGUGAUAAUGAAAUGUGAUCUCCUUGCUUGUCCAGUAAAACCCAAGAUGAUUUGAAAUACAGAAGUUGAAAUUGGGAUCCAGAUGUCUAUCCCGGCUGGUAGUAAUUAUCUGAAUAUAUUUUAAUUACACUUUUAAUUGCUCUGUGCUCUCUAA